AGCUGCAAACUGGCUGGUAGCCAGGGGCCGUCUAUUUAAAAGCGCCCGCUCGGCCGGAGCCCCGUAGUCUCUUUGGAAACUUCUGCCGUGGGGGGAAAAGAGCUAAGAAGGAGCUGCAAAGCGGUUGGGGGUUUUCCUUUUUCUUUUUCUUUUCUUUCUCCUUUAAAUUACCCCCUCCGCCGAUCGCACCCUUCUCCCGGCUUCACGCAAGAACCUGCGUGCGAGUUUCCAAGAGGUGGUGGGAGAGUGAGCGAAAGGAGGUUGUUAGGGUUGGGGUUGGGUUCGGGGAUUUUUUUUUUUCUUCUUCUUCUUCUUGAUUUCAACGUUUUCCCCCAUCCUCUCGGCAGCAGCCGCCACCUCUUACCUGUUCCUCGGCAGCGCUUCUGCCGCGCCGCUGGCGGCUGAGGCUUUGGAAGGUGUCCUUUAGAUUUUUUCAACCAAUUUUUCGACUCCAACCCCAUUUUUCUCCACGCCCUCCCCCACACCUCACCCCGCACUCUUCUCCUCCACCGCCUUUGAGCUCAUUAUUCCCGUAGUGGCUUGGGGCGAACAAUUUUUGGGCUCCCCCCGCCUCCCCAUCACCACCACCACCACCACCACCACUGCCAUUCUGCCGAGGGCGGGCGCCAAGGUCUGUCUCUCGGGUCUCGCCUCCCUCUCCCUGCACCUGGCGCGGCUCUUUUUCACGCAACCUGUUGCAACUGUUUAAUCCUUGCAGCGGGGACUUGCUCGCGCGCACCCCCACCCCACCCCGCCCUCCAUCUCUGCCUGCGUUUUUGCAAUUGUCUGGAGGAGGGCCACCUGCUCUACCUGUCAGACGUUCCUUUUUCCCUUUUUUUCUUUUUUUUUUCAAUCCCCCACCACCACCUCCGGGCUCCCCUUUCUCCCCCGGCGCUCUCGCUCUCCUGUCCCGCCCCACGAUCCAAGGGAGAGACCCAGCGAAGAUGGUGCUCACCGCGGUCCUCCUGCUGCUGGCCGCCUGUGCGGGGCCGGCUCAGAGCCUCGGCUCUUUUGUGCACUGCGAGCCCUGCGACGAGAAAGCCCUCUCCAUGUGCCCCCCCAGCCCCCUGGGCUGCGAGCUGGUCAAGGAGCCCGGCUGCGGCUGCUGCAUGACCUGCGCCCUGGCCGAGGGGCAGUCGUGCGGCGUCUACACCGAGCGCUGCGCCCAGGGGCUGCGCUGCCUUCCCCGGCAGGACGAGGAGAAGCCGCUGCACGCCCUGCUGCACGGCCGCGGGGUUUGCCUCAACGAAAAGAGCUACCGUGAGCAGACCAAGAUCGAGAGAGAUUCCCGCGAGCAGGAAGAGCCCACCACCUCGGAGGUGGCCGAGGAGACCUACGCCCCCAAGAUUUUCCGCCCCAAGCACAGCCGCAUCUCCGAGCUGAAGGCCGAGGCCGUGAAGAAGGACCGCAGGAAGAAGCUGAGCCAGUCCAAGCUGGCCGGGGGCGCCGAGAACACCGCCCACCCCCGUGUCAACGCCGCACCGGAAAUCAGACAGGACUCUGAGCAGGGCCCCUGCCGCAGACACAUGGAGGCGUCCCUCCAGGAGCUCAAAGCCAGCCCACGCAUGGUGCCCCGGGCCGUGUACCUGCCCAACUGUGACCGCAAAGGAUUCUACAAGAGAAAGCAGUGCAAGCCUUCCCGCGGCCGCAAACGUGGCAUCUGCUGGUGCGUGGACAAGUACGGGAUGAAGCUGCCCGGCAUGGAGUACGUGGACGGGGACUUUCAGUGCCACACCUUCGACAGCAGCAACACCGAGUGAUGCGUCCCCCCCCACCUGCCCCCUCUCACUCCUCACCCCACCCCCCACCCCACCCCACCCCCAGCCAGCGCCUCCCUCCACCCCAGGACGACACUCAUUUCAUCUCAUUUAAAGGGAAAAAAAAAUACUUAUCUAUUUGAGGAAACUGAGGACCUCGGAAUCUCGAGCAAGCACUUGGAAUACGGCAGCAGCGGAGAUGGACGAAGCUAAGGAGACACCCCACCCCCUCUUUUAAAUGAUUUUCUUUUCGAGGCAAGUCGAGUGAACAGAGUAGGGAAGAGGAAGCAGGAAGUAAAGGAGGGAAGAGGCCCAGAGCCAGGCAGAUGAGUUAGGGAAAGGAUGGGGCAGAGAGAGGCCAGAGCGGGGAGGGCGGGGAUCACUGACUCCAGCGAGGACCAUGCCGGUGACAGUUGUCGCCCUGUGGUCCAGCCCCGAGUUAUGGCCAUUAGGGACCCAUGUGGUUAGCCUGGACUGGGCACUUGGAGGGAGAAAGGAAAAGGCAAAGGGGAAUCAAUUCUGUCCUCUUUGUCCCCACAAAUGAGGGCUUGAACCCUGACCUUACACACACACACACACACACACACACACACACACACACACACCCUUCCCGGCCAUGUGCUCUCAUUCCCCUGCAACCCCGCCAGUGAGGCUGAGAGACAGCGGCCGGGUAGGACUUCCUAUGCCAAGAGUGGAAGGAUGGAGAUGUGCAAAUUUGCCUGAAUCCACUUCUGCCCGGGUAGUUGGUUGGGAGAUUCAUUCUUCCGGGCUAGCGGGGAAGAUGUGCCUUGGCCUUCUCUUUUACAUUGUUCCACUUGGAAGGGUGAGAAAAAGAAAAAAAAAUAGUCGAGAUGGAUCAAUCCAUCUGGCCUCUCUUCCUUCCUCUCGAGAAGUUCCCAUGGAGAGUAGCCCCAGGAAGGCAUUCAGCGGGUCCACGCCCUGGGGGAACCAAGAACCGGAAUGCCUGGUGCAGGUCCCCUAACUUAGACAAGGGGUGUCCAGAGGGAGAAUUGGGGUUAUCUCACUAUCUCACACAGAGUGGGAGUGGGGAGGGUCUCCCUGGCUUCCUCUGAGCAGAGGGGCUCAUACAGACCACGUGGCCCGGGAGAUUUGAAAACUCCAUGGUGCGUCUGUCCAUGGGGAGACCCCAUUUGAACCCUCAGACCCUCCGGAGAGAGAGCCCCUCCCCGCGGAGGCCACCUGCCCCAGCCUUGGAGCCUCUCCAGGAUGGAACCUGCCUGGGGGAAGCCCUGUAGAGCCCGCAGGGAGGGAGAUGGACACUGAGGGAGUCCAGGACAGGGAGGGCGAGAGUGGAUGGGCUCAUGGGAGCCACAGCGGCUGGAGGGCAGGGAGCUGGCUGGCCCUCUGGGCAAGCAGCGUCAAGCAGAGGGAAACAGAGGAGGACAGGAUGGAGAGAAGAGAUGCAGCCUUGGAUGCCCACCGAGAAACAGAUUCCCUGGGGAGGAGAGAAGAGGGAGAGGAGAGAGGCAACAGAGAGGAGGGCGCUGAGGCCGAACCAGAGAGGCACAGGGGACUCUGUCGAGAAGCUGGACUGGCCCGAGGGCCGAAAGAGAUGGACCUGGCCAGAAAGGGGCCCCUGAGGAAGCGCCGGGCUGCCCGGACCCCGCCUCCUCUCUGGGCCCAGCCUAUCAGGACACUCCAGAGGUGCGGCCAGAUGCUGAAGGAGGGAAACCCUGUGCUCCUCCCACCUCCUCAACUAACCGAUGCCUUGGGGAGCUCCGGCGCCACGUGGACCCCGCCAAGAAGCUGGAACCCCACCCUCUCCCCCCUACCCUCCCACCACGCCGUGGAGACACACCCGGCGCCUCCUCCAACACCAGACUGGGGGCCAGGGCAGGGGGCCACGCAAAGGAGCAAACCCAUUUGCAGCUAUGGAUGGCAGCUUGCAGCUGAGGAACUCAGGGGCUCCAGGGGCUCCCUGACCCCAUGCAGACAGCUGGCAUCAGGGGCAGGGGGGACAUGAUCCGCCCUCGAGGACAAAGGAGUCUGAUGGGGACAGCAGCCUGCUCGGCCAGCCGGGCCCCCACUCUCUCUGCGCCACCACCCCAAGACCCCCAACUUGCCUUUCUGAGUCUGAGGCCAAUAGCUGUUUCUGCACACACACACACACGCACGCACACACACACACACCCUCUGCCCAUCUCACUGGGCUGCCAUCCCCCCAAGACAAAGACUGAGCCAGGAAUCGCGUGUUCUGAUAUCCUGAUACCGCACCCCUUUCUUGGACCCCACUGCCGCCCACCAACCAUCUGCCAGGCUUUUAUGCCUCACCCAGGGGAGGGGGACACUUUGCUAUCAGUCAGAGAACAGGGAGCUGGUCUGGCUUCACGGGCAGGGUCUUGCCCACUCACCCAGAGUCCACAGUGUGGGUGGGCAGGGGGGUCCUCUGGGACCUUCAUGGCAGAGCUGGGGCUCCCAGAGAGGGGAGUGGGAAGAGAGGGAUUGUGGAGGGUCAUGUCCCAGGAUGCCAAGACUACGCCCCAAUUUCUCAGUGGCCCCACCUUCGUGCGGGCACCUCCCUGGGUGAGAGGUCUCUGCUCCCCCCCCCCCCCACCUGUUUGGACUCAGGCAGGGAAGAUUUCGUCCCCCACCCUGCCUCCCUGCGCCUCACCUCUGCUCAGUGAUGCAGGGGUAGAGCUAUGCCCCCACCUCCCAGCAGGUCGGGCAGCCCAGAAGGCAGAGACAGGUGUUCCUCGACAGCCAGGUCUGGAUGGACAGGUCUGGGACAAGCAACCCCGUCUCCUCCCAGCUCUCCAGGGCUCAGCGGGGACAGGGCUUGUCAGAGAGCCAGAUGGGCCAAGGAGAAGUGGAGUCUGGUCCCAGUUGUGGGGGGAGGAAGAUUCCAGCUGGCCGGCUGAGACAGGAGGGCACAACCUGGCCCCCGCAUCCUACUGUCUUUAUUGUUGAAACCACUAACGUGCAAAAACGCUCCUUUGCACCCUUCGCUUGCUGUUCCUUAUUCUCCACGUACUUCCUUGGUUUUUCCCCCACUGGAGUCCUAGUUUAGCCGUUUCCACAGCCGUCACCCCUCUGGUGAACGCCUUGGGGAUGGGGGAGAGGAAAGGUAGGAGUGUCAGACAAGGGGGGGGCGCCCAGGCACCCCUUCCCGCCUCCUCAGCCGCCAGCACCAUCCCCUGACAACACAGUAGCCCACACGGAUAGCCCGACCGACCGUUGCAGACAGCAGCUCUCUGAUUCCGAGGUGCCUGCGGCCGUUUAUGAUAGAAGUAGCCGCCACACGUAUUAACACUAGUUCUGUAGUUGACAUGCAUACAUACAUACGUAGCUAGCCUUUCCUCUUUAUUUUUUUUUUGUUGUUGUUUGUUUUCAAUCUUUUUUUUUAAGUAAGUGCUCAUAAUCUUGACUGGUGAAAAGGAUGAGAAAAAAAAUUAAAGAAAUAAGCCCACAAACAAAUACCAGUUUGUGAAAAGAAAAGGAACGCGGGAAGAAAACCCAAUUCACGAGAACAUGGAAGAGCUUUGUUCCCUGUUUAGCAUUUUGUACCUAAGGAAAUAAAAAAAAACAAAAAAAAAACCCAAAAAAGCCACCCCACCUUAAAAACAAAUAAAAAUAAUAAUAAACACAGAUCUCACGUUUUAUUACAAAAGUGAAGAUUGCUGUACACUAUUUAUUCAACGUAUAAUUUAUGUUACUCUCUGAUUUGUCUUUUGUCGUGACAAAGCAUUUAUUUAAUAAAGUGAUGCGUUCAGGUC
Messenger RNA from Sorex fumeus (smoky shrew), 5491 nucleotides. RefSeq names its product insulin like growth factor binding protein 5 (gene IGFBP5). Gene Ontology annotation, molecular function: insulin-like growth factor I binding; insulin-like growth factor II binding; fibronectin binding. Gene Ontology annotation, biological process: regulation of insulin-like growth factor receptor signaling pathway. Gene Ontology annotation, cellular component: extracellular region. The coding region runs from base 945 to 1760 and encodes 271 amino acids. The record is from RefSeq and is a predicted model, not a curated record. NCBI's taxonomy places the organism in Eukaryota, Metazoa, Chordata, Mammalia, Eulipotyphla, Soricidae. The transcript has 4 exons.